AUGACGGCCUUGGAUCUUCCUGUCGCGACGGGCGGCGACAGCGAUCAGGAGCCGCCAUCUUUUCGGCCAGAGACGCCCCUAGAGUCUGCGGACCAUCCCAACCCGACGAGUCCUACGCCUCCGCCCGGCGGCUACGAGGAUGAUUUCGAGGAGCCGGCACCUGCGCAGCCAGUGCCUGCCAUGCCAUGGCUAGCAGAGCCAGAGCCAGAUGAGCCGGCUUCUGCUCAGGCUGAUGCUGCGCAGGAGCCAGAGCCGGCGCUUCCCACAGAGCCCCAGUCAGACAAGAAUGCAGAGGACCUGGCGAGGAGGUUGCUUGAAAAGCACGGCCCUUCUGCCAACCUCAGAGCACUGCUUAGACGACCGGGACAAGCCUUUGACGAGUCGGAGGGCCUCGACUUGGAGAGCUUCAAAAUGAAGCUGUAUCAUCUCGGAGUGUUCUCCUUCACACCCUUUGACUUUGCAGGUCUCUUUGAAGAGGUCGCGCGGAGAGAAGGAUCCACCUCGAAAGCUAGUUUAGGGGGCCUGCUGAGCACUCUCAGUGAAUUCUGGCCCACGCCCCAACAGGAAUCUGCAGAUCCGCCGCAGAACACCCAGGUGGCCAGCCCGAGCCCGACGCCAGCGGCGCCAACCCCUGCAAAACAGGAGGCUCCGCUGGGUGAGCCCGCACCGGCCCCCGCCACCGUCAAGCCACAGCCUGCUGCCGAGGACCGGAGCGACUACGGCUCAGACUUCGAGGAGACCCCUCCUCCGGGGCCCGAGCCGAGUCAGCCCCCGGCCGCUCUCGAAGCCGAGGCCAAGGCACCUGCAGUGAGCGCUGGCGUUAGCCAGCCUGCAGCGGCGGCCAAAGAGGAGAGGUACGAGUACGACUCAGACUAUGAAGAGUUUCUAUCCCAACCGGCGCCUGCGGCGGCACAGCCGAGCGAGUCUGCCCCGGCAGCCAAAGCAGAGGAAAAGUACGAGUACGACUCGGACUAUGAAGAAUUCCUGUCAGCGCCGAAACCGGCGGCGGCAGAACCCAGCCAGCCUUCAGCUGCAGCCAAGACAGAGGCACCUGCAGAAGAGCCCUCUGGCCGGAUGCCGCUGCAGCAUUAUGCAAGUGAGGAUUUCGAAGAGGACGAGUACUCCGAAGACGAGCCGAUUCCUGUUUCACCACCUAAACCCCAGCCCAUGGCUCCGCCUGACGGCCCUGGCAUCAUGCCACCAGACGGCCCUCCCAUGAUGGGUGGGCCUCCAAUGAUGGGUGGCCCUCCAAUGAUGGGUGGCCCUCCCACGAUGGAUGGCCCCCCAAUGAUGGGUGGCCCUCCCAUGAUGGACGGCCCUCCAAUGAUGGACGGCCCUCCAAUGAUGGGCGGCCCUCCAAUGAUGGACAUGGACGCGGGUCCACGAACGGCGAUGACCUACGACUACGAGGAGGCUUUCGAGGAAGACUCGGAGAUUGGUUUCGCGGGACGAGAGGCAGAGGGGAGUCUCAUCUCGGCAUCAGUGUCUGACGAGGUCGUCUACGCCGAUCGAGUUACAGAAGGAAGCGGUGGUCACGACUACGCCGAGAACAUGGAGGUGGAGAGUGAUGGCGUCCAGAUGGCACUGCGGUGCCUGCCCGAGACACCGCCUCCCUUGGCGGAAUACGGCACAGGCAGGCCGGAAGCCCUCGCUGCACGACGAGAGAAGGGCAAGAUCAAGACGAGAGCAGCCGAGAAUGUCUCCCCUCUCUGGAAGACUCGCAUGUGCGAGUUUUGGCAGCUGGGAAAAUGCCGAAAGGGCAUCAAAUGCUCCUUCGCGCACGGUGAGGACGACCUGCGACCCUCCCCGGACUUCGCGAAAACCUCGGUGUGUCCGGUUUUCCUGCAUACCGGGAAAUGCGAUUCCAAGAACUGUCGCUAUGCACACUCUGUGGAUGAGCUCAAGGUGCAACCACACUUGUUGAAGUCCAAGUUGUGCAGCUUCUUUUUGAUGGGUCGCUGCGUGGUGGGUCCAGCCUGUCGCUUCGCUCACAGUGACGAGGAGCUUGAGCAGGCGCAGGCAGUGGUGAACCAGAUGCGCGCACAGUUGCCUCUCGAGGAAAACGAAGCGGAAACACUUACGAGAAGGCACUUUAGUCUGAGACCUCCGCAGGCAGGUUUCCACAAGUUCCUGAAACCCAGGGCUCUGGAGGAGCCCGAGGUUGAGAAGAAAGAGGAAGUGGAGACAGCGGAGGUGGAUCAGCUUGAGCUGCUCAGAAAGCUGCAGUCCGGAAUUUCCGAGGAUGUCGUGAACCUCGCCACUAUCCCCGAUGUACCAGAAGUGGAUGAGCCAGCCAAGGUUGUGAUCGCAGCCUCCUGGGAAGAUGACCUGCUGGAGCCCACCGAGCCUAUCAGCUCCUUGAAAAGUCGCACAUCACCGGGAAACCAGAGCCGCCCGCAAGGGAAAGCGAAGCUGUCUCGAGCCAGGAGAGUGUUGGUCGACACCCUCGCAGAUGUGGACGAGUUCCCUGCUCAAAUUAUCUCGGGUUUAGCAGCGACACGGGAGACUUCGGAUGGCCUUGUCCAGCUUGGUGGCAAUCCAGGUUUGUUAGAUCUCAGUUCACGGCAGCGUCAGCCAGUCAUGGUCAUAGACAUCGAAGACGUGCAGCACGUGUGUCAAGGCAAGCGAAACUUCGAGAUUAGUGGUCAGCAAACUGUGCAGAUUCGUCGCCGGCAUCAUGGGCACUCACGGGGGAAGGCAGAGCAUCGAAGCAAGAGCGAGCAUCGGAGCUUCAAAGGGGAUCGAGCAGACGGUCGGAGCUCACCGGUCCACCCGGCCACGAAGUCAGACUCCGAAAGGUCCGAAAAGAAUCGCAGCAAAGUCGACACUCCUGAAGAGGCUGAUGUUCCCUACCGUGCCUUAGAAAGGAGACCAGUCUUGCGUGUGAUGAACACCUUUUUGACCGUGGAAGAGGAGGACGAGGACGAGGAUUUCCCGGAGUUUCCAUUGCGAAGAACCCAAAGCAUGUCAGCAUGUGACCUACCUAUGUGA
Molecule: messenger RNA, 2991 nt
Organism: Symbiodinium necroappetens
Lineage: Eukaryota; Dinophyceae; Suessiales; Symbiodiniaceae
Source: the annotation of a GenBank genome assembly